UAUUUAUCAGCAAGUGCUUUAUUAUCAAAAUAAUUAAGUAUGGUCAUUAAAACGAUGCUGAAACAAUAGUGACUUAAGACCUCCUACGUAUGUGGGUCCCUCAAGAAGAAGACUGGGAACCUCCGUCCAUUCAACAGAGGAGAGGAGAGGAGAGGAGAGGGAGAGGAGGGAGGAAGAUGAAGUCAGGAGAGACAGAGCAGGAGAAAGACUCGGAGGUGAGGAGGUUGUGAGCAGCAAAGCUGCUCCGGACUAUCGCAGUGAAGCGACAUGUCCGCGGUCAGUCACACCGACCGCGGGGCGUGCAGGAGGCGUUGAGGGAGGCUAUGGAUAUGCCGGGGAAUGUCUCCCCGUGGAAGGACCGGACGGACCACGGGCCAGAGCAGAGCCACCAGGCAGCGCGUCCUGCGUGGGCAGUCACGGCGCUAGCCAGCGUGCUGAUCUUCACCACUGUGGUGGACGUUCUGGGAAACCUGCUGGUCAUCGUGUCCGUGUUUAGGAACCGUAAACUACGAAAUGCGGGAAACGUCUUUGUGGUGAGUCUGGCCUUCGCUGACUUGGUGGUGGCGUUCUACCCCUACCCUCUGGUGUUGUACGCCAUCUUCCAUGAUGGCUGGUCACUAGGAGAGACCCAGUGCAAGGUGAGUGGCUUCCUCAUGGGCUUAAGCGUCAUUGGAUCCAUCUUCAAUAUAACAGGAAUCGCCAUCAACCGCUACUGUUACAUCUGCCACAGCUUCAGCUACGACAAGCUGUACAGCUACCGCAACACGCUGCUGCUGGUGGCGCUCAUCUGGCUGCUCACUGUUCUCGCCAUCGUGCCCAACUUCUUCGUUGGCUCGCUGCAGUACGACCCGCGCGUCUACUCGUGCACAUUCGCGCAGACGGUCAGCACCUCCUACACCAUCACAGUGGUGGUCAUCCAUUUCUUCGUGCCAAUCACCGUGGUCACCUUCUGCUACCUGCGCAUUUGGAUCCUGGUCAUCCAGGUGAGGCGCAAGGUCAAGUCAGAGGUUCGCCCUCGCAUCAAACCCAGCGACCUGAGGAACUUCAUCACCAUGUUCGUGGUGUUUGUGCUGUUUGCCAUUUGUUGGGCGCCGCUUAAUUUCAUCGGGCUUGUUGUUGCGAUAGACCCUGAAGCAGUGGCACCUCACAUCCCGGAGUGGCUCUUUGUGGUCAGCUACUUCAUGGCUUACUUCAACAGCUGCCUUAAUGCUGUCAUUUACGGCCUGCUCAACCAGAACUUCCGCAGGGAAUACAAGCGGAUCGUCAUGUCGGUGUGGAUGCCACACCUCUUCUUCCAGGAGACGUCGCGGGGGGGCACUGAGGGCAUGAGGAGCAAACCCUCGCCGGGUCUCAAUAACAAUGAACAAAUGAAAGGAGAAAGUGUCUGACACUGUUUUUCCUCCUUGUUCACACUCUUAUCUCGACAGUGCCAAAGCAAUUAACUCUGGUCAUACAGAGUGACAGAGGACUAAGAUUUAUAAGUUAGCAUAUUGGCUACAAUAGCUGUGUUAUCCAGUCUGUCAAGAGUGCCAUUCACGAAAGCUAUGGCUCAUCAAAAUAUGGUGUGAACAGGUUUUUAUAUGCUCAGCCGUCACCUGGAUUUCACGUCUUUUUUUCUUCUUUUUUUUUGCAUAAAACACACCAGAGACGGCAAGUAAGGCGUCAGGAUCAAUUCUCUUUUUUACACAAACUGUGAGGAUGAAAAUGACAUUUAUAAGCUCAUUUACAUAACAAUGAUCAAGCGCUAGCAAGUGUGUGACCUGUCGGAUAAACACAGUGGUCAGAACCUGAUUUAUACUCCUCUUUAUACAUACGUUUGUGUCCCACGGUUCAUGAUGAAAGGUCUCCAUGGAGACGGUGAAUAGAAACCACACUGCAUGAUACAUUUGUGACGAAAGUAUGAGGCAACUUCUUUUUCUGUCUUUCUGUUACUUGAUAGACUCAAGCAUUGCAUGGCGGAGUAUAAACCAGGCUCAAUAGUUCUACCUCAGGAGCAGAGCCCUAACUGGGACCAGGAAUGAGACGUAAGCUUGGUUUUCCCUGGAACUACUGCACGGGGACCAGGCUCUUAAUUAAUCCGGGUAAAUGUUUAACUCCUAGUAAGUCUCUGCAUGGGAACUAGUUCUCUUUGAAAGUUCAGGUAUCAUUAGGUCAGGGUUUGCAUCGCUGAACAUGACUGCACGGUUGUGCUCCGGUGUUUUAUUUAAGAUCCCUUGUAAAAACUAUCAUAGUAAUCUCCUCACAUUAAAAUGCCAGCAUUUCAGGAGUUUUGAAUUUGCUUUGUUAGGGGAACUCUUUUUUUGUUUUUCUGAAGCAGCCGUAGCACCACUAGAUUUAUAACAAUGUUCCUUAUUCAUGACCUUGUUCAGUCUUCCACAGUAACACCGUCUGGUGGACUGGAAUGAAUCUCCCCUGAUGCAAACACAAACAAUUGUCUGCAACAACGUUUCGCUCAGUAGUUCUCAAACGGAAGCUGUCUCUCACUGCCAGAGGGUUUUUGUAAAGGUUCAUUUAAUAAAAUGAUGGAUACAUUUUCCAAGGGAAAUAACAUUAUAUGGACAAAAGUGUUUGGCCGCACCUUUGAAUUCAGUUAAGAAUUUAAUUCAGGCUUUGGGCUCUAAACCCCUUCUCUUCACUCUUCACUCGUCACACUUCAGCAUACCAACACUCUUUGGACUGUGCUAUGCUUCCAACUUUGUGGCAACACUUUGAGGAAGGAACAUGAUUGUGUCCCAGUGCACAACGCAAGGACUAUGAAGACGUUUUUGUUUGACUUUGAGUUUGAUGUGGAAGAACUUGACUGACCUGCACAGAACCCUGACCUCAACCCCAUCGAGCGCCUUUAGGAUGAACAGAAAUGUUCUACAGAAUGAACAAAAACACUUCAAAAUCUUGUAACUCCAUAUUUAAGUACUGUAUAUGUAUUUGAAUACAUCAGUAAUGGUCAGGCGUCCAAAUACUUUUGUCCAUAUCGUGUCCAUUUUUACUUCCUUAAAAUGUUCCUGGGAAGUUUCAGGUACUUUUACUUUAAAAUGCAGCAAUAUACCAUUUUCUUUGGAACAGGGACAUCAGGGUAGGUUCCAGAGUUAAUGUAAGGGUUUAAUGGAUUUUUAUUAUUAUUAUUAUUAUUAUUAUUAUUAUUGUUUAUUUCAUCCUGCAUUUUUCCAAAGCUGUGAAUUUCAUGUUUUUGUAUAGUAAGCUUAGUAAAAUAGGCUAAAUGGAUUAGCCCUAAACGUGUGUCAUAACUGUACGUGUCGAGUUGUGCGCACCUCAGGUCGCCUGCCUCCUCUAAUGUGUGAGCAAAAAUGUGUCGAAAGUGGAGGCGUCAAGAGAUUAGUCAUUUGUGUGAUUCAUGACGUCCACAGUGUCUUCAUUAUCCUUAUGGAUUUCUGUGCUGUACUCGUCACGUGCUACUGUGUCAUGUGUUUGACGCAGUCGUUUUUAAACUAUACUGUGUGUCUUUAACUUGUGUUCUCUGAUAUUUAUAACUACAGGUUAAAUGCACGACUCCAUCACAGACGGCGCUCACUUUUUGUUCCUCAUUGAAGCCUCAAAUUUCUAAGGGACAUUUCUGCCGUUUUCUCAAAGGUGCCUGAUUUAAUUUUUCAUCGCCUCAAAAUAAAAAUCAAACCAAAAAACGACACCACGCUGACGGACGGUUACUGUCAUUUCUCAGUGUUCGUGCUGAAUGGGAAGCCAGACUGACGGACAUAUUUCAUCCAGGACUGGACAUAAACAUGAAGAUACAAUAUGUUCUACUUCUGACAUCUUUGCUUGUUGCAUUCCUUAAGCCUUGAUUUCUGUUUGUUUGAAGGAGGAAUACAUGAACAGUCAUUUAUGUACUAAUAAUAAUAACUGUCGUGUAGGUUUUUUUUAUUGCAUAGCACACAGUAGAUAUUGAUCCAUUGCUCCCUCUGUCAAUACGUUUUUUGGUGAUUUCAGUGUUUGAAAUCUUUCAUUCAAGAAGACCCGGUCAGAUUAAGGGCCUUUCUGCCUGGAGUUUGCAUGUUCUCCUGUUUCCUCCCACAGUCCAAAAACAUGCAGAUUUGGGGGACUAGGGGAACCUGUCUUUCACCCUAUGUCAGCUGGGAUUGGCACCAGCAUCUCCUCCCCCCUAUGACCCUCAUGUGGAAAAUAAAGCAGUAGAAGAUGAAUUAAUGAAAUCUUUCAUUCAGAUUUACCCGAGUGACACAAAACUGCAGAAACGGGAGUGGAGCAGCAGCUCCUGUGUCCCAGAUUCUCUCUUUGGACUAUGGUGUUCCAGUUAAAGGCUGUGUGUGACACCUAUUGUUGACUUGAACAGAUUUUUAUCAGAUGAGCCUUUAGUUAAUCAGCAUAAAUCUGUUCUUUCCCUGUGUCCCGGCUGGCAGCCAUGAUUUCAGUGACGGUGGACAUGGACUGUAUUUCUCAGGCUGAUUCUCAGAGACAAAUGUUUGGUCGUACAUUCGGUGAAGUCAGGGCCAUCAAUGGCUCAGUCAGUGUCACACAAUCACACUUGGAAAACUUUUUUUUUAACAGUAUCUUAAGGGGACUGAGGCUUUUGUCUAAGCAUUCACUUGUGAUGUACGCAACCUGCAAGAACUGUAAGAUAAGUGAAGAAGUAACUCAAAUGACCUCUGGGCAACAGAGUGUCCAGUUUGGUCGGUGAAAGUGGGGAAAAGGAAAACGCAUCGAAGUAAUGUUUACGAUAGUAACGUUUAAAAAUAAAACUGUUGAUAUGGAGCGACACAUAGUUUACAAUAAAUAAACAUACAGAAAUAAGUCAUAACUUGUGUUAAGACUUGAGUGUCGGGCCGCAUUAAAAUUGAUUGGGGGACAACAUGUGGCCCGCGGGCCGCAGGUUUGGAACCUCUGAUAUACAGCAGCUAGCAUCUAUACACCCAGUGUGGACACAGUUAAACUGCACACAAGAAAACCAACUUGCUUGUGACUUUGGUCUGCACUCACCUGUGGUCAGCAGUGCUUAUAAACCCAUGCUUUGUCAACUGUGUGUGUGUGUGUGUGUAUACAGUGCAGUAUAUAUAUAUAAACCUUCUUCAGUAUAAAGCAAACAAAACCCUGAAGGUAUAUAAAAGCACAAUUUUCUAUGAAGCCUGGGUGACAGUGUACUUCCUGUAAUAUGCAGUUUCCUGGCUUUAAUCUUAGUAAAGUUGUAUCUUAGUAACAAUGAUGAGAAUCACCACUGUCUCUAUGCAUUUCUCUCUCUUUGUUCCAUAUCAUGACCAGAGAACAAGGCUGCAAAAGAGGUUUUUCUCAAUUCUUGUCAAUAUUGCAACUAAUAUUUCUAUCCAGUCGAUCUUAGUAAAGAAAACAGAAGUUAAAAAAAAAAAAAAGAAGCCAGUGAGUCAGCAUUUGCAGGCUGAUCUCCAGGCGUGUGUUGUAUUUUAAGAUGCUAAAAACAAUGUGCAUGCAUUUUAUUUUUUACUGAGCUUUUGUGUUAAAUAAUUCUUUAUGACCUCCUUGAUGGUUUUGGUUCAAGUGAUGUUUCUGUCUGUAAAAGUUGCUGCUAAGCAUGUGAUGAUGAUGAUGAUGAUGAUGAUGAUGAUGAUGAUGAUGAUCAAAAUAUGGACCUGAUGCUGCAUAUUGAAUCUGCUGUAAAUAUAAUAAUAAUUAAAGGAUGAAAAGUCUUUAAAGGAGCACCAAACAACUUUGAAUAUCACUUUUGUUUAUU
Messenger RNA from Solea solea (common sole), 5671 nucleotides. It is a transcript of the gene mtnr1ba, whose product is annotated as melatonin receptor type 1Ba. Gene Ontology annotation, molecular function: melatonin receptor activity. Lineage: Eukaryota; Metazoa; Chordata; Actinopteri; Pleuronectiformes; Soleidae. The transcript is spliced from 3 exons. The record is from RefSeq and is a predicted model, not a curated record. Gene Ontology annotation, biological process: G protein-coupled receptor signaling pathway. Gene Ontology annotation, cellular component: membrane. Bases 324 to 1388 code for a protein of 354 amino acids.